Protopterus annectens (West African lungfish) is the source of this 1234-nucleotide messenger RNA. RefSeq names its product eukaryotic translation initiation factor 1 (gene EIF1). Gene Ontology annotation, molecular function: RNA binding; translation initiation factor activity; ribosomal small subunit binding. Gene Ontology annotation, cellular component: eukaryotic 43S preinitiation complex. The record is from RefSeq and is a predicted model, not a curated record. The transcript has 4 exons. Bases 131 to 472 code for a protein of 113 amino acids. Lineage: Eukaryota; Metazoa; Chordata; Ceratodontiformes; Protopteridae. Gene Ontology annotation, biological process: translational initiation.
GGGCACCUCCCUUAACUUAUAAGUACAAAGAAGCACUAAGCUACUCGUCUCUCUGUUUUGGUUUUGCGUCUUUGUCCUCUAACAAGCGAGAUCGCAGCGCGUCUCCUCUGGGAAAAGAGAACUGUAUCGUAUGUCAGCUAUUCAGAACCUCACAUCCUUUGACCCCUUUGCUGAUGCAAGUAAGGGUGAUGAUCUGCUCCCGGCAGGGACUGAAGAUUACAUUCAUAUAAGAAUUCAACAGAGAAACGGUCGGAAGACCUUGACAACAGUACAGGGAAUUGCUGAUGAUUAUGAUAAAAAGAAGCUAGUCAAGGCUUUCAAAAAGAAAUUUGCUUGUAAUGGUACUGUAAUUGAACACCCAGAGUACGGUGAAGUUAUUCAGCUUCAGGGAGAUCAACGGAAGAACAUCUGUCAGUUCCUUGUUGAGAUUGGACUGGCUAAAGAUGAGCAGCUGAAGGUUCACGGAUUCUAAAUGUGGCUAACUGUCCAAGGCUUCAAAAUUCAUGUCUAACAGUGUCCAAGACUUGUUUCUUUACAGUAACAGAAAUGUAUUACAGUUCCUUGUCCCAAGCUUAAGACCAAGCAUGAGAGUAACUACUAUAAUUUUUUACUAACUGAAGCUAGACUGGCACAGUUGUUGACUAUCAUGAAUAAAGUCUCAAGAUUAAAAGUUAACAGACCACAAGCUUUAAAUAUAUGGAAGUACAGACGAGACAGACAUGAGGUAGUAUGUUUAGAACUCCCAGUUUUUGCAACAUGCACACUCAGGAAGGCCCUCAUCCACAGACAGAAAACCUGCAAUUCAUAGAACAGAGUGUACGAAUUUACAGAUGUUUGCCAGUGAACUCUGGGACCAUUGCAUUUGUGGGUGUACCCAUUCUGUAAUGGGCAAAGUCACCUUUCUGAAGCUGGCUUUUCUUUAGGAAAGAUGGAGGGCAAGAUCUCCACUGAAUAAAAGAAACUGGUGGGAAUAUGAAUCUGAGGGCCUGGAAGUGCAGUGUCGAUGGCUUGGUCUUAGGCUUUCGACAAGGAGCAGUAGUUUGCAGACUUCAGAUGUAGGUGGUAAAUUGAACGUAUACCAGCCUUAGCCACAGCAGAACAGAUGGAAAACACUGGCUUUUGGUUCUGAAUUUUAAUGCUUUUUUUGUAACUUAUGUGCUUUGAGCACCUGCAUUGUUUACAAAGCAGUUUUUUUUUUUGUAUGUCAAAUAAAAUAUGCCUUGAUGAAAACAAA